Messenger RNA from Drosophila innubila, 2516 nucleotides. It is a transcript of the gene Rab10, whose product is annotated as ras-related protein Rab-10. The record is from RefSeq and is a predicted model, not a curated record. Gene Ontology annotation, cellular component: insulin-responsive compartment; Golgi apparatus; recycling endosome. Bases 301 to 915 code for a protein of 204 amino acids. Lineage: Eukaryota; Metazoa; Arthropoda; Insecta; Diptera; Drosophilidae. Gene Ontology annotation, biological process: cellular response to insulin stimulus. Gene Ontology annotation, molecular function: GTP binding; GTPase activity. The transcript has 4 exons.
CAAUGUGAAAUACGAUUUGUGCAGAUGCGUAGAAAAAUAAAGUGAUAUAUAGCGUUUUAAAAUUCAGCAGUAAUUAUUAUUGACACUCAACUUGCGCGCCAAUAACAACAAUUACAAGCAACAUAAUAAUCAACACACACAAUUGUGUCACCUGUGCGUCUUGUUGUGUGUAUUGUGCUUUGUUCUGUUGAAUCUGAGUUACUGUGUGACUGACUAACUGUGCUCGAGUGUGUGUGCGUGUGUGUGGGCUAGUGUGUGUGUGUGAGUGCGUGUGCGUCUGUGCGCGUGCCGUAACGUGAAAUGGCAAAGAAAACGUACGAUUUACUUUUUAAACUCUUAUUAAUUGGAGAUUCGGGCGUUGGAAAGACCUGUAUACUAUUUCGAUUCUCGGAUGAUGCCUUCACAUCCACAUUUAUAUCAACUAUAGGAAUUGAUUUCAAAAUCAAAACAGUCGAACUCAGGGGCAAAAAGAUCAAACUACAAAUAUGGGACACUGCCGGCCAAGAGAGAUUUCACACAAUUACCACAUCCUAUUACCGUGGCGCGAUGGGCAUAAUGCUCGUCUAUGACAUAACAAAUGAGAAAAGUUUCGAGAAUAUUGUCAAAUGGUUACGGAAUAUAGACGAGCAUGCAAAUGAGGAUGUGGAGAAGAUGAUAUUGGGCAACAAGUGCGAUAUGACGGACAAGCGGGUGGUGAGCAAAGAACGUGGAGAGGCGAUUGCUCGGGAGCAUGGAAUACGGUUUAUGGAAACAUCCGCCAAAUCAAAUACAAACAUUGAGCGUGCAUUUUGUGAGCUUGCCGAGGCCAUAUUAGAUAAAACAUCUGGACGCGAAUCGGCUGAGAAUCAGGAACGUGUGGUCAUUGAUCGCGGCAAUAGCGACAAGGCGCCGGGUUAUAAUAAGUGUUGUGCGUAAUGCGGUUAUGACACUUGUUAGUUUAACGUUCGCGGUUGGUUUUGUGAUCUACAUACAUACAUACAAACUACUUACAUACAUACAUGCAUAUAAACAUACAUUUACAUACACAUUUAUAUAUAUAUAUAUAUAUCAAACUUGGCAAAUCCUAUUGCUUUUUUUUAUUGUGUGUGUUUCUUUUGUAAUUUUAAUUUUUUUUUUAUAAUGUGAUUGUUGUUUAAUAUUACGAGGAAAAAAGAAACUACGUUUUCUACUAGGUGGCAACCCUGUAACUGCAAUGGUUCUCAAUCUGAUUGUUGUCUCGCUCUUACUUAUGACAUUUCCUGUGCUGCGAAUGGAUUGAACUAACAAGUGUCAUAAUCCCGUUAUUUGGGCGGGACGACAGUGUAAAAAAAAAAAACGAAAACAAGUUACUGUAAAAGAAACAAAGCAAUAAAUUUAGGCAAAAAAUCACACAGACACACGCAUACAUACAAACAUACAUACAUACAGAGCAGAAACAACCAAGAAAAGAACCUACCUAAAGUUUAAUAUACAUAUAUUGUACAAUGUGUAAUUUGGAGAAAAUUUACAACAAAAAGAAAAACAAGAUAAACAACAACAAAAAUGUGUUGGUAAACGCACAACAACAAACAGAACCGAAACGAACGAAACAAGUGGAAUAGGAACAGUAAAAGCAACAACAACUAGAACUACAUACAUAUGUACUUAUGUAGUUUCCUCUUUUCCGCUGCACUGCAUUUUUCAUUUGUGGCUUGUGGAACGGACGGAAUUGGAACUGAAACGAACGGCAACUGAAACGGACGAAACAGACGCACACACGCGACUUACUCACACACACACACAUGAAAUGUAUUUGUAUUUGUAUAUGGUUAUUAAUGUAAUACCACAUAAAAAUAAAACAAACAAAACUAAAUUUAAACAAAAACUAAAACCUAAAAAAAAAUAUCAACUAUUUAUGUAUGCAAGUACGAGUGUGUAUCGUUUUUAACCUCACUUGAGAACUGUAAUUGUAACUAAUGUUUUUUCUAAUGCAAACUUUUAAAGCGAUAAACAAUUUUUAUACUUACAUAUACAUAUACCCAAAAAAAAAAAAACCAACAAAAACACACACAUGCAUAAAGAGCACGCAUUUUGCUGUUGAUUUUAGUUUCAUUUUCCCUAUUUUUGUAUUUUUUGUUUUGUUGUUAUUUGAACUCCUCAAUUCGCAUACAUAUAGAUAUAUUACCGUUAGUUAGCUUAGCUUGAACUUGCUUUUUGUUCUGUUAUUGCCAAAAAGAGAAAGAAAAUAUAUAUAUAUAUAUUAAAAUAAAAACUAAGAGAAAAUUAAGUGUAUGUAAACGAGAAAAAACUUGGAUCUUUUGAUGCGAUCGAUGACAUUGUGUAUCGAUAAUAUGAUAUCGUAAUGUAUGUUUAACGUAAUUAUGUUUAAAAAAAAGAGAAAAAGAAAAUAUUAAACAACAUGAACAACAAUUGCAAACGCUAAAUACACAAUUGGCAAAAAUGAUAAAUAUCUUAGCCUUUAGGCCAAUUGCGCCUACCAUAUAUAGAUAUUCAUACAGUCAGUCAAGUAAUUGUUUUUUCAAAAUACAAAAUUUACA